Molecule: messenger RNA, 1491 nt
Organism: Penicilliopsis zonata CBS 506.65
Lineage: Eukaryota; Fungi; Ascomycota; Eurotiomycetes; Eurotiales; Aspergillaceae
Exons: 5
Coding region: 1-1491 (496 amino acids)
Biological process (GO): transmembrane transport; carbohydrate transport
Cellular component (GO): membrane
Molecular function (GO): carbohydrate:proton symporter activity
Source: RefSeq, a predicted model, not a curated record
AUGCGCUCGCUCUAUGUCUGGUUGCUAUUUGCUGUCCUAACGUCGGCCACCAACGGUUACGAUGGUUCUAUGAUGAAUGGCUUGCAGGCGCUCACGCAGUGGAAGGAUUCGUUCAAUAACCCCGGUGCCUCGGAGCGCGGUCUGCUCAACGCAAUCAUGUCCGUCGGCGGCAUCGUCUCGCUGCCCCUCGUCCCCUACAUCGCCGACUAUGCUGGCCGUCGCGCGGGCAUCCUCACCGGCUGCGUGCUCAUGAUCAUCGGUGUCGUCCUGCAGACAGUCGGGUACAAUAUUCACAUGUUCAUCGCCGCGCGAUUUCUCAUCGGCUUCGGCGUCUCGAUCGCUCAGGGUUCGGCUCCCUUGCUCAUCGCCGAGCUGGUUCAUCCGCAGCACCGCGCUGUCUUCACCACCGUGUACAAUGCCACCUGGUAUCUCGGAUCGGUCAUUGCCGCCUGGGUGACAUUUGGGACUUUUAAUAUUGGAAAUUCCUGGGCGUGGCGGAUCCCUUCACUUUUCCAGGGUAUUCCUUCAGUGAUCCAGCUGAUGGCCAUUUGGAUGGUUCCUGAAUCCCCUCGAUUUCUUAUCGCCAAAGGCAAACACGAGGAAGCUCGUAAGGUGCUGGCUAACGCCCACGCGCGCGGUGACGAAACGGCCGAGCUCAUCGACGUCGAGUUCCGCGAGAUCCAGCAGACGAUCAAGCUGGAGCAGGAGUUUGAGAGCAACGGGUGGCAGGAGCUGUUCCGUACCCCUGGCAAUCGGCACCGCCUGUUCAUCCUCAUCAGUCUGGGCUUCUUCUCGCAGUGGUCCGGCAACGGGCUGGUCUCGUACUACAUGACCGAUGUGCUGGACGGGAUUGGUGUGACGAAUACCGACCUGCAGCUGGAAAUCAACGGUAUCCUCAACAUUGUCAACAUGGUUGUCGCGACUGCGGCCUGUUUCUUCAUCGACCAGUUUGGCCGGCGCCCGCUCUUCCUCUUUGCCACGGGUGGCAUGAUGGUCUCCUUUAUCUGCUGGACCAUCUGCGCCGCGGAAUUCGUCAAGACGGGCUUCUCAGCCGCGGCCAAUGCCGAAAUUGCGUUUAUCUUCAUCUACUACUGCUGUUACGACUGCGCCUGGACGGGUCUGCUUGUGGGAUACUCGGUUGAGAUCUUGCCGUAUCGGAUUCGCGCAAAGGGAAUGGUCAUGAUGUUCCUCAGCGUCGACGCCGCCCUCUUCUUCAACACGUACGUCAACCCAAUCGCCCUGAACCACCUGGACUGGAAGUACUAUAUCGUCUACGACGUGUGGCUCUUCGUCGAGUUGCUCGUUGUUUACUUCUGCUACGUCGAGACCCGCAACACCCCGCUCGAGGAGAUCGUCCGUUUCUUCGACGGCGACGGCGCCCUGUUAGGCGGCGACCUUGCCACGACCAAGAGCCGGCAGCUGGCGGACACGGUGGAAGUGGCGCCGGUUAAGACGGAGGAGAAGGCUUCAGCGGUGGUGGUGGGUGUAUGA